CUGAUUUUUGGGGAAUUGUUUUACGAUAUCAUAUUUCAUAUUUUCGCAAAUAUUAAACUCUGGAAUGGAUGGAAACUUCGCAGCUGGCAUGUGAAGACUGUCUCGUGGAAAGUCUCCGGGACCCUUCGGUUCGUGCGCUGCAUGGGUGUCAGUAUUACUAGCCUACUACAUCUCGGCUAUUGCCUUGGGGUUCGGAUUGAAGAGGUUGUACAAGUGAAGGAAGAUGGCAUAAAUUCGGCUUGAAGAGCGAAGACGUGCAGCAGCCCCUGUUCCUGCGUUUACCCCCCUCUCCAUCCUUCCUCACUCUGGAUUGAAGCCGCGGGGCAGCCGGGAGCGGACAGUACAUUUUCUCUCUUUCUGUUUCUACAAGCAAUCUUCUCUUCCCGCAACCUGUAUGGUGGAUAUAAUAUUCAGCUCUUCUUUUUUGGAUGAUAUGGGGGAUCAUUCCAAAAAGAAGUCCGGACUUGCGACGUGUGUAGGCUGCGGCAGUCAGAUCCAUGACCAGUAUAUUCUGCGGGUCUCCCCCGACCUGGAGUGGCACGCAGCCUGUUUGAAAUGUGUGGAGUGCAACCAAAACCUUGACGAGACUUGCACUUGUUUCGUACGGGACGGGAAAACGUACUGCAAGAGAGAUUAUGUAAGAUUGUUCGGUAUAAAAUGCGCAAAAUGCACUUUGGGCUUUAGCAGCAGUGAUUUGGUCAUGAGAGCUCGGGACGGUGUGUAUCACAUCGAAUGUUUCCGCUGCUCGGUGUGUAGCCGACAGCUUUUGCCCGGGGAUGAGUUCUCCCUCCGGGACGAGGAACUGUUGUGUCGAGCAGAUCACGGUCUGGCCCUGGAGCGCGGAUCAGGCAGCAGUCCUCUCAGUCCGGGAAACAUCCACAGCAGAGGAUUACAUAUGGCAGCUAAGCCUGUGUCAGUCCGGCAAACUCCUCAUCGGAACCACACGCACAAGCAAUCGGAGAAGACCACUCGGGUGAGGACGGUGUUAAACGAAAAGCAGCUACACACUUUACGGACGUGCUACAACGCAAACCCAAGACCAGAUGCUCUAAUGAAGGAGCAGCUGGUGGAGAUGACAGGUCUGAGCCCACGGGUCAUUCGAGUCUGGUUCCAGAACAAGCGCUGCAAGGACAAGAAAAGAUCUAUAUUCAUUAAACAGUUACAACAACAGCAGCAUGGCGACAAGACGAAUCUGCAGGGUAUGACGGGCACUGCGCUGGUUGCAGGCAGCCCAGUUCGACACAACCCUUCAGUGCCAGGACACCCGGUGGAAGUGCAGACUUACCAGCCACCCUGGAAAGCUCUCAGCGAAUUUGCACUUCAGAGUGACUUAGAUCAACCUGCUUUCCAACAGCUGAUCUCUUUCUCGGAAUCCGGUUCUUUAGGAAACUCAUCAGGCAGCGACGUGACCUCUCUUUCUUCACAGUUACCGGACACACCGAACAGCAUGGUACCGAGCCCGGUGGAGACGUGAGAGCGACUGCGCGUCAGUUGCGGGAAAUUCCUCUAGCAUCACUGGACAGCGCUCUCAGACUUAUCGCAAAAACCUGCACUAGGAACAGAGGAACCGUUUUUCCUAAGUCCGUGGUGAUACUGGGAGUGAAAUGAUGGAAAGUGAAAUAUAAAAUGUGGGACCAUGUUCACUCGAAAUGGAUAUUCGUUACUCGUUAUGAUGACUGUUGUAUCUAUGAUUUCUGGACAUUUUUUGAAAAAAUCUUUUCAAAUGACUCGAUUUCAGAAGAUGGGAUUUUUUCGUUGUGAAAUUUAUUGGCAGACCAUUUGUGUCUCUGAGCAAAAUAAGUUAUUGUUAUUUAUUGUCACAUCAAU
This is a messenger RNA of Sinocyclocheilus grahami, 1827 nucleotides long. RefSeq names its product insulin gene enhancer protein isl-2b. The coding region runs from base 395 to 1474 and encodes 359 amino acids. Gene Ontology annotation, biological process: neuron fate specification; axonogenesis; positive regulation of transcription by RNA polymerase II. The record is from RefSeq and is a predicted model, not a curated record. The transcript is spliced from 8 exons. NCBI's taxonomy places the organism in Eukaryota, Metazoa, Chordata, Actinopteri, Cypriniformes, Cyprinidae. Gene Ontology annotation, cellular component: nucleus. Gene Ontology annotation, molecular function: DNA-binding transcription factor activity, RNA polymerase II-specific; cis-regulatory region sequence-specific DNA binding.